AGCUUUUGAAAUGCGGGCUUUAGGUUGGGCGGUUUUCUGCUGACCGCCUCUGCGUUGACUCAUAGAAGGUGACUGGUACUCGCUAUCAGCACGCUCUGGAGCAAUGGCACCGCGUGUCAGCACCUAGCGACCACUUAAUUUUCGUAGACUGGUGUUUUCGACGAAGUCAAUAUCACUCUUGCUGUCCUCCUUUCCGCAGCACGGCCGCUUGUGACCACAAUCGACACUCGCCAAGUUUCGGUUUGUGCAAGAAUCUCUAACUGCAGUUCAAAGAAAAAGCUUGCACCAGAAGUACUCUACAAGCAAUCUUGGAGUUAUCAGUCUUUACAGCAAGGCGUUCGGGCGUCCGGGGUUGACAGUUUGCCAGAACGGUGCGUUCUACUGCCACGGUGGCACCGUGCGGGCCGGCUGAUUGACUUUACAUUUGUUCAUCCUUGAAAGCCAUCAUGGUGGGAACUGAAGGCAAGUCCGACAUGCCCCAAUUCGAGUACUGGACCAACCGUUGGAACAACGGGGACACGCCGUGGCAACUUGACGGAGUCUAUCCACUCUUAGAGAAGAACCAGGACGUCAUUUUGGCGGGAAAACAAAAUGCCCGGAUCUUUCUCCCCAUGUGUGGAAAGGCGCCAGAGUUGAAAUGGUUCUACGGCAAGGGCCAUCGCGUCGUUGGCGUGGAGUUCAUCGAAACGGUUGCCAGGAGUUAUUUUGUCGACAACUGCCUCCCUCUCGAUGAAGCCAAGUGUCCUAUACUCAAGUGCAAGAUUUUUCAGACUCCCGAGAAGAGGUUGCGGAUAUUCGUCUGCAGCGUGUUUGACUUCAACAAGUCAUGCGCCGGAGCAAUGGACAUUGUGUGGGACAGAGGAGCAUUGAGCUCAAUCGACGUGGAGCUCAGAGACAGAUACGUCACCUUGAUGAUGUCAUUGCUAUCACCAAACUUCUCCUACGCCUUGUGGACCAUGGUCUAUGAUAGUACUUACAAAGGUUUUCCCACAAGUAUGCCGGAGGCAGUUCUUCGGGAGCUAUUCGCAGGAAAAGGCAUAAAUCUACGUUUCAUCGGUUCGGAUGAUCCCACUUCGCGUCCUUACGCCACAUUCGUCACUACUCACCUCUGGCACUUGACGGAGUGAGGGUGACAAGACCUGGCCUCGGCGGCAUCAGCAGCGACCACUUCCACCACAACCGGCUUGCUUCGCAUCGCAAGACAGUUUUAUCGCUCCAUAGCUUCCGCUCUGUCAAUCCGACACCACCUAAAAGACAAAGGCUGCGCCUCUCCUCCCCAAAAGUCAUCUCUGGUGGAUCAACACAGCACCGCCUAUACCCUGCGUCAGCACCGCCGCCAGCACCUCUUGGAACAUCUAAAAACGGGCGCGACGAUGGGACCAAGACAACAACGUUAUGGGCGAUCCAGGAUCAUGCUCGUCGUGUUUGUGUGUAUGUUGUGUAAUUGCUGAACCAAGCACGUGCAGGGAAGCCCCCGUGACUCUCACCUUUCACGCUGUUUGAUUUGUCCUAUCAGCUCGUAGCGUCGGUUGCGUCCGGACGGGGUUGAAAAGAACUACUCUAAACGACUUAAUUUUCGCGAGGACCUAAUUUUAGCGAAUUCCGGGAAACGCCUACAAUUGGCGAAAAAUAGGUCCCAAGAACAAUCCCGGUAAAAUGUACACACAUUGGAAUCUAUAUUUAGAUCACACCGCGUCGCGAAAAUUAGAACUGCCGAAUUCUUUCAAAACUUCAGCUUUGGCCUAAAUCGCGAAAUAUUGAUCCCGCGAAAAAUAAGCUGUUUACAGUAUACUACGCGCUGACAAGACGGCCGCAUCUGCCGCUUUGCAGCGACUCCCGCCGGGCUUCAGCAUGCUUGCCGCUUGGGGCGGGUCGGGCGGGGAUCCACCGAAAAUGGCGUCAAGCUCUAGCCUCGUCUUUUAGAUGGUAUUGGUCAUUCCAGUUUGUUACUGACAAAUGUUGUUGAAAAUGCGCGCACCUUGUAUAUGCUUUUUUUCUUUUCUUUUAUCUUUGUUUAUUUAGGGAGUUUGGGAUACGCCGCGAUUCGACGGCUCUUGUGCUCUUUUGCUUUCUUUAUUGAUUGUAGAAAAAAAAUAUAAAGCUGCGUUCUGUCGACGCGAGCGUGUGUCCUUGCUUUCACCAAUUAUCCUGUCAUUAUUACACCAUGGUACUUGACGAAAUUAACCAUUUAGGCGGUAUCGGUAACACUUGCAUCACAACCGGACGCCCUGCAUCGCUAUAGACAAUAGGUAAUUUUCACAAGUGCGCACCAUGUAAUAGUUGCUGCUAAAAUCACCCGAGGCCGCCAUUGUUUGGGAAUGUACUUGAGCUGGAUAUUGGACUUCAACUCUGCUUAGCUGGGUUCGGGAACGAGUGCUUCGUCAUUGUUUGGCGAAGAAUUGAAUCUUUGGGUCGCUUCGUGCCUAAAAAUGGAUUAAUUAAUGGCGCUACCGGCGCCACCUGCGCCACCUAGCCAGAAAUGGCGACCGAUAAUGUUGCUUGAUUUGGUUUUGAAGAAUAUAUAUUGCUUUCUUCCCCCCGUCGAUCUGUACAGCCCGUAUGUCACUCAAUAUUAUUUUGUAAACACGACGAGAAACUUGGUCAAAUAAAUGAAACAAUACAGAGACUGUAA
Ixodes scapularis (black-legged tick) is the source of this 2632-nucleotide messenger RNA. Its product is annotated as thiopurine S-methyltransferase. The transcript has 10 exons. Lineage: Eukaryota; Metazoa; Arthropoda; Arachnida; Ixodida; Ixodidae. Gene Ontology annotation, molecular function: thiopurine S-methyltransferase activity. The record is from RefSeq and is a predicted model, not a curated record. The coding region runs from base 447 to 1127 and encodes 226 amino acids.